AUGUCGGACUCGUCAUCCAACUUGAAUCCGGAUGGAACUGAAUUUCCAGACCCUAAUGACGUUCCACCGCCGUCUGAGGAUCAAUUGACUGAAGAGGAUCUUUUCCGAAUGCGUUCAUUGACCAUCAACUCUAAAAAAGGAUUAUCAGUGGUGGGCGGAGCCAGUGAGACAGCUGAUCAAUCGAUCAUUUCUCUCGCCGAUUCUACAUCGAACUUCGAUGAACAUGUUGGAGACGACGCCGAGUUGGACUAUGAGCUUGAACAAGCUCCAGAAGCUACUGAAGAUGGAUCUGUCGUUAAUAAUCCAGUCUGUGGAGGAUAUCAUUUCGGGCGCAAGAGAGCUCUCGACUUCGUUCCGAAUGUCAACACAGUCACAAUUCUUAAAUGGCCUACCAACUUGGGGAUUCCACAACGCAAUCCUGUUCUAAACGAUUCUGACGCAGCAUGGAAACAAGCUAUGGAAGAUUCAACUGUGUAUCUCAUCGGAACUGCUCAUUUCUCAAAGGAAUCUCAGGAAGACGUCUCCAAUACAAUUCGUGCUGUUCAGCCAGAUUUCGUUAUGCUUGAAUUGUGCCCAUCAAGAAUUUCUAUUAUCUCAAUGGACGAGGCUAGACUUCUGAGCGAAGCUAAGGAUUUGAACUCCCAAAAAAUUAUCCAGACGAUAAAACAGAAUGGUGCAAUUCAAGGAAUUCUUCAUGUUCUUCUUCUCUCUAUGUCUGCUCAUGUGACACGCGAAUUGUCAAUGGCUCCGGGUGGAGAGUUCCGUGCUGCUCAUCGUGCUGCAGUAGCUACUGAAAACUGUCGUGUUGUUCUCGGAGAUCGUCCAAUCCAAGUCACACUUCAACGUGCUCUCGCAUCACUUUCCAUUUGGCAGAAAAUCAGAUUCUUCUUCCACGUUGCUUUCUCUCAUCGUGAAAAGAUUACUGCUGAAGAGGUUGAAAGGUGCAAACAAAAAGAUCUUCUUGAGCAACUUCUUGCGGAAAUGGCGGACGAUUUCCCACAGCUCUCACAAAUUUUUGUUGAGGAACGUGAUGCAUACAUGACGCAUGCUCUUCAUAUGCUCGUUCUUCGUAAUGCUAUCGAGAAACGGGCUCAAUGGCUUCGUGGAACCACUGGGCAACCAUAUCAGCCAUUGACAAUUGUCUCAGUUGUUGGAAUCGGACAUACACCCGGAAUCGUUAAUAAAUGGAACACCAACAUCGACUUUGAUCCAUUGAUGGUUGUUCCGCCACCAAGUCUCGGAACCAAAGUGUUCGCAACAGGUGUCCGAAUCGUUGUCUGGGGAUCGCUCGGAUAUCUCGCUUAUCGUGGAGGACGUGCCAUUUUCAAUCGCGUCAGCACUCUCAUUGAGUCUCGUUGGUAA
Messenger RNA from Caenorhabditis remanei, 1362 nucleotides. RefSeq lists its product as uncharacterized. NCBI's taxonomy places the organism in Eukaryota, Metazoa, Nematoda, Chromadorea, Rhabditida, Rhabditidae. The transcript has 8 exons. Bases 1 to 1362 code for a protein of 453 amino acids. The record is from RefSeq and is a predicted model, not a curated record.